AUGACCGGUAUACUAACACCAUCUUUUCACGUAUAUUACUCAAAGCAACUUAACCAGCUCCCUCAUUCCAUCAAAAUAGAUGUAUGGCGACGUCUUACUUCACGAAAACAUCCAUUAUCGAUAGAACAGGCAAGUAGUAUUCAUCCCGAAGUGGAAGAUUUGUUAAAUAAGGCAGUUGGAAAUUAUAUUAAGCAAAAAGAGCGUCAGAAGAUGAAGCCCAUUACUAGCGACUGUGAAACUUCGUUAAGGCAAGAAAAUGAGGAGUUGUGUAUAUCAAAGCAGGUAUUGGAAAAAAAGAUUGAAGAGCUUCUCGACUUGCAAGAGCAAUAUAAGUCUCGUGAGGUAGCCAUGACCAGGUCUUUGGAGGAGAGUGGCGGGAAAGUCACCCAAUUAUCAGAUUCGGUAGCUUUCUUCAAAAGUAUAAUUCCUGAUACGAGAAAAGCCAUUGCAUCAGCUGAAAAGUCCAUUGACAUAUUAGAGAAUAAAUGCCAGCAUCUGGAGGAUAUUAUUUCUGCUAAGGAUAGGAAAAUUAUCGCUCUUGUUGAUCAGAUCCUUUCCAAAACGAAGCAUAGUGAUGUGACUAUAGAGCCGGAAAUAUAUUCUAGCACUCAUGAAAGGAAAUUAUGGGCGAAGAGGCGUAGUGGAUCUGAACAUGAUCUAGAAACCAGGAAAAAAUAUACAUUUCGUCCUUAG
This is a messenger RNA of Ambispora gerdemannii, 693 nucleotides long. The record is from the annotation of a GenBank genome assembly. NCBI's taxonomy places the organism in Eukaryota, Fungi, Glomeromycota, Glomeromycetes, Archaeosporales, Ambisporaceae.